Cucumis sativus (cucumber) is the source of this 1761-nucleotide messenger RNA. Its product is annotated as protein FIP1. The transcript has 14 exons. Bases 426 to 1256 code for a protein of 276 amino acids. Lineage: Eukaryota; Viridiplantae; Streptophyta; Magnoliopsida; Cucurbitales; Cucurbitaceae. The record is from RefSeq and is a predicted model, not a curated record. Gene Ontology annotation, cellular component: late endosome; lysosomal membrane.
AUUGAUUAUUCUCAUUCCCCUCCAACAAAAAGAGUCCUAUGCUGCAAUUACUCCCUCUCCGGAAAAUCACCGAUCAUCGGAAUCGGAGAGCCCAAAUCGACGCUUUCGGAAGGCUUCGACAUCACACUUCAGCAUCUAAUUCUUCUUUCAUCUCCGUUUAAGCGUCUACAUUUCAAACAUGGCAGCGGAGAGGCACGCCUCUUCGCGCGCAACAUCAUCUGAAGACAACGCGAUGUUUCUUGACAUACUGCAUGAGGCACCGUUAUUUGGCCAUCGGAAGCCUGCAAGAACUGUUGGAAGCAUAAUUUAUUGUUUUGUUUUGGCAAGUAGGCUAUGCUGCUCUGGCUAUUGGAGCGCCAUGGAUUUUUCAUCCUAUAAAGCACUUUGUUGAACCAUUGCUCUGCAGUUGUCAUGUCGUUCUCUUGAUGCUCACAGGUAUCUUUCAGCAAUAUCUAGUAUACCAAGUCCACAAAAUUCGUUUGCAGGGUUAUUAUAGCUUUAGCCAGAAGUUAAAGCAUAUUGUUCGUCUACCUUUUGCAGUUACUGCAUAUGGAACUGCUGCCCUUUUACUUGUCAUGGCAUGGGAACCUCAAAUCAGUGCACUUUCGAUCCCCAUAAUUUUAAGGUUAAUUAUGUUAAUUGAAGCGGUGUGUGCUGGAUCGUUUAUGAUUAUAUAUAUCAGCUAUGUACAAAAGUACAAUUCAUUAAAUUCUCAGCCUGAUGUUUUGAAGUCAUUGUAUUCUCCACUUCAGCAAUCAAGUUCUUUGGAAGAUCUAAGGUAUCAUGAUGUUGGUCGACUUUCUGAUCAGCAAAUGGCUCUGUUGCAAUAUCAGCGAGAGAACCUUCAUUUUCUGAAUGAGGAGAUUCUUCGGUUGCAAGAGUGCUUAAGUAAAUAUGAACGGUCCAGUGAUGGAAGCACGCCUCAGGUUGAUCUUGCCCAUAUGCUAGCUGCUCGUGAUCAGGAAUUGAGGACACUUUCGGCUGAGAUGAAUCAGGUGACAUCAGAACUUAGGCUUGCUCGAUCCGUUAUAGCUGAGAGGGAUACCGAGAUUCAGAAAUUACUCACCACCAACAAGCAGUAUGUAGAAGAAAAUGAAAGACUGAGAGCUAUUCUAGGAGAAUGGAGUACACGGGCGGCAAAGCUCGAGAGAGCGCUGGAAGCUGAGCGUAUGUCAAAUAUUGAACUACAAAAGAAGAUUUCAACACUGAAAAAGCAACCACAUGCAUCCGAAACAUCAGAGGGGCAAGGGAGUUGAUGCCUUUACCAAACCAUAACAUAAAAUAUCAGUUGAAUCUCAAAAUUGGAAUGGAAAUGCGGCCUCGGCGUAGCCUAAAUUUACUCUCAGUUGAAUGUGAGCACCGAAGAUUUGACCCAUUUUCCUCUUGCACUAUGGCCUUCCAGUAUGUGACCAAAUACCGGCAGUAGCUGUAAAGGUAAUGUGAAUGUUCGUUUUUUCCUUCAUUCUUUUCUACUCUUUCUUUUGAAAGCCUUUAGGAACUCAUCUUUUUUUCAUUCUCUCCCCUUUUUUUUGUCUUUUGGACUCAUCACUAAAAACUUCAAUCUCGUUUGAUUCCUCAUACCCAAAAUGACCAAAAAUUUGUUGUACAUCUUUUCUUUUGAAUUAAUUUACAUACUUACUACACACUUACAGGGAAUGACUAAUUUUAGAAGGCCAAAUUGAUAUUAUAUGCCAUAUCAUUGUAAAGUUAUCAAAAUGAAACAUUGUGUAUGCAGGUUGGGAUCUCGCUCCUUUGGAUUUA